AGUGCGCGUGCGCGGCAGUUGCCUUGGCGACCGGGGAAGCGUUGGGCUGCAACGACUAGGGCGCGAGCCGCUGGCGAAGAAGGAAAACGGGGAGUCUCUGGCUGGGCUAGGGCCGUAGCGACGUCCACCGCGGACCGGGGCUCCCCACAGCUGCAGGGCGUUCGGUGUCGCCGAAGUAAACAUGCACCCUAAACCCUCGGAGCCUGCGGCAGGUGGGGCAGCAGAGCUGGAUUGCACGCAGGAGUCCGGCUUGGAGGAGUCUGCGGGUGACCACGGGAGCGCAGGCCCAGGGGGCUGCAAGGAAGAAAUUAAUGAUCCUAAGGAAAUAUGUGUGGGUUCUUCUGCCACAUCCUACCAAAGCCAGCAGAAACAGAGUGGUGAUAAUGGGUCAGGUGGUCACUGUGCACACCCAAGAGAAGACAGAGAAGAUCAGGGCCCCAGAAUGACUAAAAGUUCCCUGCAAAAACUCUGCAAGCAGCACAAGCUUUAUACUACCCCAGCAUUGAAUGAUACGCUGUAUUUACACUUUAAAGGUUUUGAUCGCAUUGAGAACCUGGAAGAGUACACAGGGCUGCGCUGUCUCUGGCUGCAGAGCAAUGGAAUACAGAAAAUCGAAAACCUGGAGGCGCAAACCGAGUUGCGUUGCCUCUUCUUGCAAGUGAACUUGCUCCAUAAGAUCGAGAACCUGGAAGCUCUGCAGAAACUGGAUGCUCUUAACCUCAGCAACAAUUACAUCAAGACCAUUGAAAACCUCUCCUGCCUCCCAGUCCUGAACACACUGCAGAUGGCCCACAAUCACCUGGAGACCGUGGAGGACAUUCAGCAUCUACGAGAGUGUUUGACGCUUUGUGUCCUUGACCUUUCACACAACAAGCUGAGUGACCCUGAGAUCCUGAGCAUUCUGGAAAGCAUGCCCGAUUUGCGUGUACUGAAUUUGAUGGGAAACCCGGUUAUCAGACACAUUCCUAAUUAUAGAAAGACAGUCACUGUACGACUAAAGCACUUAACAUACCUGGAUGAUAGACCAGUGUUUCCAAAGGACAGAGCUUGUGCGGAGGCCUGGGCUAGGGGAGGGUACGCAGCUGAAAAGGAGGAGAGACAGCAGUGGGAGAGCAGGGAGCGGAAGAAGAUCACAGACAGCAUUGAAGCCUUGGCCAUGAUCAAGCGGCGGGCGGAGGAGAGGAAAAGACAGAGAGAGAGUCAAGAGAGAGGGGAGACGACAUCUUCAGACGAUGGCGAGAACGUGCCUGCCAGUGGGGAAGGCAAGGAGGAGCCUCCCGGGGACAGAGAAACAAGGCAGAAGAUGGAGCUAUUUGUUAAGGAAAGCUUUGAGGCCAAGGAUGAGCUCUGCCCAGAAAAGCCAAGUGGAGGAGAGGAGCUGCCUGUGGAGGUUAAAAGAGAGGAUGGAGAUCGAGAGCCAGAGGGAACCCUCCCAGCUGAGACCCCACUACUGUCGCCACCUGUGGAGGUUAAAGGAGAGGACAGAGAUCAAGAGCCAGAGGGGACCCUCCCAGUUGAGGCCCCACUACUGUCGCCGCCUGUGGAGGUUAAAGGAGAGGACCGAGAUCAAGAGCCAGAGGGGACCCUCCCAGUUGAGGCCCCACCGCCGCUGCCCCUCGGAGCUGCCGGGGAAGAGUGGACUCCCCAGGCUGUGGCCGCUGAGGGUGGAUUCGUUACAGGACCUGAUGGGACGAGAAUGGAAGAUUUAGAAACUGUUAGACUGGAGACAAAGGAGACAUUCUGCAUCGAUGACCUACCUGACUUGGAAGAUGACGAUGAAACAGGCAAAUCUCUGGAAGACCAGAAUAUGUGCUUUCCGAAGAUUGAGGUCAUCUCGAACUCGAGUGAUGACAGUGACCCUGAACUGGACUACACGUCACUCCCUGUGCUGGAAAACCUGCCCGCAGACACUCUGUCAAAUAUAUUUGCAGUCUCUAAAGACACCUCAAAGGCGGCUCGGGCGCCCUUCACAGGCAUCUUUAUAAAAGAAGCUAAGAGGGACUUGGAAAUCCCAAAACAAGACACCGAGUCCCCACGACCCCUGAUCCAGGAGCUCAGCGAUGAGGACCCCUCUGGCCAGCCACCGAUGUCCCCCACCUGCCAAAGAGACGCCGCACCACUCACUUCCAGUGGAGACGGGGACAGCGACUUCCUUGCAGCCUCUUCUUCAGUGCCGACUGAGAGCGCCACCACACCCUCAGAGACGUGUGUCGGAGUUGCCCAGCCCAGCUCGCCCACGUGGGACCUCACUGCAUUCCCAGCACCGAAAGCAUCAUAGUUCCCCCCAGUUAUAUGUAGCAUAAAUGGUUUAAUUAUAAAUGUCUCCUUUAGGCAUGAUAAACAUUUUAACACCCACGCGAGUCGAUGUAUGAUUGGGCUAUCUCCUAUUUGUGUGAGUCACAUGCAAUUCCUUUCACCAGUCACCCUGAAAAAAGACUUUUCUCUUACUGUGUCAUCAGAAACCAGACAGACCCAGGUCCCUGCAAAAUCUCCAGUGGGCCUUUUCCCCACAGGAAAGCAGAAUCUUCCACUGCAGCUAGAGAAACUCAGAGGAUAAGGGACUUAAUGCUUCAGACAUCAAAAUGAGAAGGGGAGAGAGGAAAGAAAGGGGGGAGUCCGUGAGGCACAACGGAGAAUUCUCCCAAAGUGAUAUGACCAUGACCCUCUCCUCAGAGGGCACUAUCAAGAGCCCACAGGUGCCAGACCCACGUCCCGAGGGAGAAGGAACAUCAGCCAUCAUCUCUGUGCGUGAGCUCAGUGUCAGAUAGUUACUGUGGCGGGAUGCUGUCCAGCCUAAAAAAUGUGACCAUUCCAAUUCAUCUUCAGCUGACAAGUUUAUUUAAUCCCUGAACCUGGAUCCAAGGCAUCUCCCUGUACAAAACAUCAGACCGUGGCAGAGAUUGACAAAGCAACCCAAAACAGCAGCUACCGACGGCCGCCGUGCCCACCUCAGCAGCAGCUCUGUGGGGGCCUCACUCCACCCUCACCAAACACAAGGAGGAGCCAGCACUACUGCCCCAUUUCACCAGACAGGAAGGCACGAGAACUGAGACCUGCUUGAGGCCCCCACAGCUGGGGGGCAGCGGAGCCCUGUCUCCCAGCACAGACUAGAAUCCCAGUAACACAGGCCCGCCAGCACCUCCAACCUGCCUUUUGGGAUGAUCCUCAGGCGAAUAUACAAAAUACAGAAGAAACUACUAUUAUA
This is a messenger RNA of Macaca mulatta (Rhesus monkey), 3205 nucleotides long. Lineage: Eukaryota; Metazoa; Chordata; Mammalia; Primates; Cercopithecidae. The record is from RefSeq and is a predicted model, not a curated record.